AAUAUUCUAAGGAAGUUGUACGAAUUUCAACCAGCACCCGCUGAGAAAGUUAAACUUCCUCCACCAGGAAACAAAGAGGUGACCAAUACUAAAAUUGCAAGUAUUGUCGACCAAAUUUCCUCGUUGACUUUGAUUGAAACGGCAGAACUUGUGCAAGCAUUGAAAACUCGCUUGAAUAUUCAAGAUGUGGUUCUACCCGCAAUUAGCAACGUUUCCAAUGUCACUGCUCCAGCAAGUGAAGCCGCCGCACCAGAGGAGGAGAAAGCUCCCGAAAAGACAGCCUUUACAGUAAAACUGGAAAAAUAUAAUGCGGAUGCAAAAACGAAGAUAAUUCGUGAAAUGAAGAACAUUUUACCGGGUACAAAUCUUGUUGAGGCCAAGAAAUUUGUUGAAAGUGCACCUAAGGUUAUUAAAGAAAAUGUUAAUAAAGAAGAAGCUGAAAAGAUCAAAAAGACUUUAGAGGGGCUUGGUGCAACUGUCAUAUUAGAAUAA
Dentiscutata erythropus is the source of this 492-nucleotide messenger RNA. The record is from the annotation of a GenBank genome assembly. NCBI's taxonomy places the organism in Eukaryota, Fungi, Glomeromycota, Glomeromycetes, Diversisporales, Gigasporaceae.